AUGUCUUCACUUCUUGCCUUUUCAGCUGGGAAUGCAACAGAUUGCCUCCCAUUUGUUGCUGAGGGACAUCAUGUGGGUUUUGUUCGGUGGGAUGUGCUCAAGACACUGAAGGAUUUCCCAAAUGUCUUCACCUUUCAUAGCCAUUGUGUGGAGCUCAAUCAAAACCUGAAAACUUAUGAAGAGAGGUCAUGGAGAAUGGCAGAAACUUUAGAGGUGAUGCGACAGAAAUACAACUUCCCAGCUCUUCGUGGAUGGCGAAAUGAGGUUUGCAUGGGUCUCCUUGCACCAAUUAAUUUUCCCAUUGUUGCUGUUGUAAAGAAUCACAAGCUUUUAUGCCUUGUUUUCUCAGGCCUAUUUGGAAUACGACAGUACGGGGUGGACAUAAAUGGAUAUGUCAAUGACCCAGACCUUGGAUUCUGUAUGUGGCUGCAGCAGAGGUCUUUCACAAAGCCUACCUGGCCUGGACGAUGGGACAGCAUGGCUGCAGGGGGACUUACGUCGGGACAAGGAAUUUUGGAAAGUGUGUGCAAAGAGGCAGCAGAGGAGGCAAGUAUCCCUUCCCACAUACUGAAUGCUUCCCUACGUCCUUCUGGUUCCGUCUCGUUCUUCUAUGAAGAUGAACGGGGGCUUUUCCCUCAGACUGAGUUUGUCUAUGAUCUUGAAUUGCCUUUGGAUUUCAUGCCUGUGAAUGCUGAUGGAGAAGUGGAAUGCUUCCAGCUGUUUCCCUUACAUGAAAUCUUAGAAAAGAUUCACAGCAGUGAUUUUAAGACCACCAGCUGCCCAGUUGUUGUUGACUUCCUUGUUCGACACGGAGUGAUCACUUCCGAGAACCAGCCAGAUCUGCCUCAGCUAGUGGAGAUGUUACACUCUCCAGUCCACGUGUUGUUUGACAGUAUCUCCCAUGGUAAGGAGCUCCAGGUACAGGUAGUAGAAGAGAACUCUGCUUCCCUCAGCCCAUCCCCUCUCGUGGUGACUACCUGUAACAGCACGGAAUCUGGAAAUCAUGCCUGAGGGGAAUAACAUCAGUUGGUCCCUGUUCUUCCUAUUCCUCAAAAGUCAAGAAAUCUGGAAUGAUCAUCCAAGUCCAACAUUUUAGUUCUCAGUCCCUCACCCAUGUGGAUUCUCAGGGCAAAGCAAACAUGGUGGAUGUGAGUGAGAAACCAGUGACCAAGAGAACAGCAAGAGCUUUGGCUCGGGUGGAGCUGGGUCAGGAAGCCUUUGUCCUGGUCCAAGAGAACAAGAUAAAAAAAGGGGAUGUGUUAGCUGCUUCCCGACUGGCCGGGAUAAUGGCAGCCAAGUCAACAUAUCAACUCAUUCCCUUGUGUCAUAAUGUCUCUCUCAAACACAUCUCCAUUGACUGUUCCUUGAAUCAAGAAAUGUAUUGUGUCGACAUUGAGUGUACUGCAACAGCGUUUGAUGUGACUGGUGUUGAGAUGGAGGCUUUGCUUGGGGCUUCAGUUGCAGCUCUCACAGUCUAUGACAUGUGCAAAGCUGUCACACACUCCAUUGUGAUAAAAGAAAUCAAACUCUUGAGUAAGACAGGAGGCAGGAGUGGUCGGUACCUCAUUGAUGAAAAUGGAACAAGAUGAUCUGCACUCAUGCUUAAGCUUGAGUCUGUGAUUGUGUAGAACUUGAUGAGGAUAUUAUCAUCUAGCAUAUUUGUUCAUUUAUAUUCAUGAAAAAAGUGCAUGUCAUGUUUUGAAGUAUCUUCCAGCAUUUUGCAAAUGAAGUUUCAGAGGGAUGGAAGCCUAUUUUAGUGCAAAAGCAAUUCUUAAGAAAUCAAGAGAAAAGAUAACUAUCAUGUGGCAAAUUGGACCUGAAUUCCCAUUUAGAAUCUCAUUCAGUGCAAUGAUUUGUGCGACUUCAGACCGGUACUGAUUUCUUCCUUGAACAUUUGAUCUCUCUUUGUGCAAGUC
Darwinula stevensoni is the source of this 1916-nucleotide messenger RNA. Lineage: Eukaryota; Metazoa; Arthropoda; Ostracoda; Podocopida; Darwinulidae. The record is from the annotation of a GenBank genome assembly.